Passer domesticus (house sparrow) is the source of this 3848-nucleotide messenger RNA. RefSeq names its product ribosome quality control complex subunit NEMF-like. Gene Ontology annotation, cellular component: RQC complex. The record is from RefSeq and is a predicted model, not a curated record. NCBI's taxonomy places the organism in Eukaryota, Metazoa, Chordata, Aves, Passeriformes, Passeridae. The coding region runs from base 538 to 3096 and encodes 852 amino acids. Gene Ontology annotation, molecular function: tRNA binding; ribosomal large subunit binding. The transcript is spliced from 26 exons. Gene Ontology annotation, biological process: rescue of stalled cytosolic ribosome; ribosome-associated ubiquitin-dependent protein catabolic process.
AUGUCACAUUGUUCUGUAGUCUGAAUGAUUUUAUUCUGACAUCACCUCUCCCAUGAGGCGAGUUCUGGUUGUUUGACAAGAAGAAUUAAUAUCCAAGUCCUUAUUUGUAGCAAACAUUGGGGAUUUGGUAAAGUAGCAGCUUUACAUUUAUUGGGAAAUUAAAGAUUUGGGUAAUAAAAUCAGAAAAUAUUUUCCUGCAGUCUUAUUUUCCUCGUGUGUUUUAUAUUUGCCAUAAAUCCAGAGGAUUUUUUGUUCCUACUGCAUUACGGUGCAGUAAAAAAAUAACUUCUCACAGCUUCUGGGUUAUGCUUUAAUUUCAUAAAGUGCUGAUAUUUGUGGGGUCUUUUUUCCUCCUGAAACUUGAAUAAUUAUGUGCUAAAAGCAUCUAAAUAAAUUUUUUUAUUAAAAGUUUCCCAGGUGUAAACUUAGACUCCUGUUUAAAAUGAGCAGUAAUUGCAGGGAUGAAAUAUUUCUCCUGUUUUCUCUUCAGAAAACCUUGAAAAGGUUCUUUCAGCUCUAGAGAAAGCAGAAGAAUACAUGGCCCUCACUGACAACUUCAGUGGAAAGGGUUAUGUUAUCCAGAAAAGGGAGAAGAAGCCAAGUCUGGAACCAGAUAAACCAGCAGAAGAUAUCUACACAUAUGAGGAAUUUCAUCCUUUCUUGUUUUCUCAACAUUCAAAAUGUCCCUACUUGGAAUUUGACUCAUUCAAUAAGGCUACAGAUGAGUUCUACUCCAAGCUGGAGGGGCAGAAGAUCGAUCUGAAGGCCUUGCAGCAGGAAAAACAAGCAUUGAAGAAACUUGAAAAUGUCCGUAGGGACCAUGAGCACAGACUGGAAGCUCUCCAGCAGGCUCAGGAAGCUGACCAGCUGAAGGGGGAGCUGAUCGAGGUGAACCUGGAGGUGGUGGACAGGGCCAUCCGCGUGGUGCGCAGCGCCCUGGCCAACCAGAUCGACUGGGCCGAGAUCGGCGCCAUCGUCAAGGAGGCCCAGGCCCAGGGGGACCCCGUGGCCACGGCCAUCAAGGAGCUCAAGCUGCAGACAAACCACAUCACCAUGCUGCUCAGGAACCCCUAUGUGUUAUCUGAAGAGGAAGAGGAGGAGGAUGGUGCUGACAUAGAGAAGGAAGAAACAGAAGGACCAAAGGGAAAAAAGAAAAAGAAUAAAACCAAACAGUUGAAGAAGCCUCAGAAAAACAAACCCUUAUUGGUUGAUGUUGAUCUCAAUUUGUCUGCCUAUGCCAAUGCCAAAAAGUACUAUGAUCACAAAAGACAUGCAGCCAAGAAAACUCAGAAGACAGUGGAAGCUGCAGAAAAGGCUUUUAAAUCAGCUGAGAAGAAGACAAAGCAAACCCUGAGGGAAGUCCAGACUGUCACCACCAUCCAGAAGGCCAGAAAGGUCUAUUGGUUUGAGAAGUUCCUGUGGUUCAUCAGCUCUGAGAAUUACCUGGUGAUUGCUGGCAGGGAUCAGCAGCAGAACGAGCUGAUCGUGAAGCGCUACCUCAAACCAGGGGACAUCUACGUGCACGCGGAUCUGCACGGAGCCACCAGCUGCGUCAUCAAGAACCCCUCAGGUGAGCCCAUCCCGCCGCGGACGCUGACGGAGGCGGGGACCAUGGCCCUGUGCUACAGCGCUGCCUGGGACGCGCGCGUGGUCACCAGCGCCUGGUGGGUGUCCCACAGCCAGGUUUCUAAAACUGCCCCCACGGGAGAAUAUCUCACUACUGGCAGCUUCAUGAUCCGAGGGAAAAAGAAUUUCCUUCCACCUUCCUAUCUGAUGAUGGGCUUCAGCUUCUUGUUUAAGGUGGAUGAGAGCUGUGUCUGGAGGCACCGCGAGGAGAGGAGGGUCAAGGUGCAGGAGGAGGAGCUGGACACGGUUCCCAGCAGUGCCAGUGAGCUGCUGGCUGAGGACGUGGAGCUUUUAGAUGGAGGAGACAGCAGCAGUGAGGAGGAAAAAGCCGAGGCUGGGGAAGCUCCAGGGGAUGUGGAAGCUCCAGAGGAUGUGGAAGCUCCAGAGGAUGUGGAAGUUCCAGAGGAUGUGGAAGCCACAGCUGAGAGCACCCAAGAGGAGGGCAGAGCUGAGCAGGAAGGAGGGAACACUCCUGCUCCAGAGGCUGACUCCGAGGAGGAGGAGGAUGGAGACUCUGAGGAGGAGCAUCCAGAGCCCAAGGGGGAGGUGAAGGAGGAAGAGGUGAAUUAUCCAGACACCACAAUCGACCUGUCACACCUUCAGCCCCAGAGAUCCCUGCAGAAGAUCAUCCCCAAAGAGGAAGAGCCCAGCUUGGGUGACAGCAGGGCCCAGGGCCGGAGGCACCUCUCUGCCAAGGAGAGGAGAGAAAUGAAGAAAAAGAAGCAGCAGAACAACUCUGAGAACUCGGAGCUGUGUGAAGAGAAGCAGAAGGAGACAGAGCCAGAGCCCCAGCCUGUGGCUGCUCCCAACUGCCCCAAGGCAGCUCCAGCCCCCCAGCCCAUCAAGCGGGGCCAGAAGAGCAAAAUGAAGAAGAUGAAGGAGAAGUACAGGGACCAGGACGAGGAGGACCGGGAGCUCAUCAUGAAGCUGCUGGGGUCUGCAGGCUCCAACAGGGAGGACAAAGGGAAAAAAGGCAAGAAGGGGAAGACAAAAGAAGAGGCAAAGAAGCAACAGCAGAAACCCAAACCCGUGCAUCGUGCAGCAGGAGGGGGCAAGGAGACCCUCCCAGCAGGAAUUGUGCUGCACGAGGCACAGGAGCCAGCCCUGGAUGAGCUGCAGGAGGACAAGGAGGAGCAGGACCAGGAGCAGCCAGGACUGGAGGAGAGCGAGGCCCUGCUGGACUCCCUGACGGGGCAGCCCCACCCCGAGGACAUCCUGCUCUUCGCUGUCCCCAUCUGUGCUCCCUACACAGCCAUGACCAACUACAAGUAUAAAGUCAAGCUCACCCCGGGCACGCAGAAGAAGGGCAAAGCUGCCAAGAUUGCCUUGCACAAUUUCAUGCAGUCCAAAGAAGCCAGUGCCCGGGAGAAGGAUCUGUUCCGCAGCGUGAAGGACACAGAUCUGUCAAGAAAUAUUCCUGGGAAGGUGAAAGUGUCUGCACCUCACCUCCAGAACAUGAAGAGGAAGUGAUUCCAUGCUGGGGGCUCUGGCCCCACACCAGACCCGGGGCUGGGACAGACAGACACAGAGCCAGGACCAGGACUGAAUUCCAGCAGCCAGGGCCUGCAUUCCUGCUGGUUUAGCUGGACUCUGAUACUACAAAUUGCAGAUAAAAGUGGAAUUAAAUUGCUGGCAUUUGGUCAGGAAUGUCCUCCCCUGCUGCUGCUUCUCUCUUUGAGCGCUCGUUCCCCUCUGCUGGGCCAAGGCUCUGGAAUUUGGGGCAGGAAAACUCCAGGGUGUUCAAUUCCAGAGCCUCCAGGAGGGCAGUGCCAGUGGAGAACGCUUCCUUUGGGAAGGUGGAAUCUUGUUUCCCCCCAAACAUCCCCUGGCUGUGGAGAGAGGAAGGUGCAGGCUCAGAUCCCCCCAGCCCAGCUGUGCCAGAACCUGUGGAGGGGAGGAAGAGCAGGGCUGGGAGUCAGGAUAAACCCCCAGGAUCUCAGGAAUUACAGCACAGGAAUUGUUCUACAAGUCAACGUUUUUAAUUAGUUUUUGAAGACAGCUUAAAACAUGAUUCCCCCUUCCCCACAGCAGCACAGCCUGGCCCUGUCCCCCGUGUCCCCUCUCCAUGUCCCUGCAGCCAGGGGACAUCCCUGGGGCUAUUCCAGGGGCAGGGAACAGGCACAAACUCUCAGUUACACUCGCAGGGCAGAAUAUCUGCUACCUAAGGUUCACAACUGAAGUUCCACAACAUAAAAAUUCCAAAAAAAAAAACCAAAACCAAA